Messenger RNA from Sipha flava (yellow sugarcane aphid), 1873 nucleotides. Its product is annotated as trehalase-like. Gene Ontology annotation, biological process: trehalose catabolic process. Lineage: Eukaryota; Metazoa; Arthropoda; Insecta; Hemiptera; Aphididae. Bases 66 to 1763 code for a protein of 565 amino acids. The record is from RefSeq and is a predicted model, not a curated record. The transcript is spliced from 10 exons. Gene Ontology annotation, molecular function: alpha,alpha-trehalase activity.
UAAUAUUGUUACUGAUACAAAGUUUUUAUUCAAAUCGUAUACUUAGCGCCAAUUAAAAAUUAAAAAUGUACUGUAUAAUAACCAGUCUGUUUUUAAGCACUCAGCUUUUACGAAGCUCUUCUCAAACUUCUAAUAGUGAAAUUUGUUCAAGUAAUAUAUAUUGUCGAGGGGAACUUCUGAAUGAUGUGCAAAUGCAAAAAAUCUAUCCAGAUUCUAAGACGUUCGUCGACAAAAAGUUACUUCGUAGCGAGGAAGAAAUCCUGGAAGCAUAUAGAAAGUUGAAAAUUCAAAAUAACGAAACUCUGAAUAAUGAUGUACUUGCCCAGUUUAUCGAAGAGAACUUUGUCGACGAUCCUUUGGCCGAAUGGUUACCACCAGACUUUGUCGAUAAACCUUCGAUCGUCAAUUUUGUACACGACAAUAAAUAUAGACAGUGGAUCUUGGAACUCAAUAAAAUUUGGAAAGUUUUGGCCCGGAGAAUGGACGAAGACGUCAAAACAAACCCCGAUCGACAUUCGUCCAUUUACUUGCCCAACGGAUUCUUCAUAGCCGGUGGAAGAUUUGCCGAACUUUAUUAUUGGGAUACAUAUUGGAUCAUAAAAGGGGCAUUACUGUGUGACAUGGUAGAUACUGCAAAAGGUAUCAUAGAAAAUUUCAUCUGUUUAGUAUGCCGUUAUGGUUAUGUACCUAAUGGUAACAGAAUUUACUAUUUGUUGAGAUCUCAGCCCCCGCUCCUGAGCUUUAUGGCAAAGACGUAUUAUACGUACACGGACGAUUUCGAUUUUAUUAAAGAAAAUAUUAAGCAUCUAGAAACAGAAUUAAAUUUCUGGUUGACAAACCGAACAAUAAAUGUAAAAAAACACGGUAAUGUCUAUACUAUGGCACAAUAUAAUCCACGUACAGAAGAACCACGUCCUGAAUCGUACUACGAAGAUAAGAUCUUAGCUAUGACCCUUCCUAAUGAAGACGAUAAAAAUAAAUUAUAUAGACACCUAAGAGGAGCUGCUGAAUCUGGUUGGGAUUUUUCUUCUAAACAUUUUGAUAAUGGCGGCAAAAACACAGGUGGCUUGAUAAAAACAAAUCCUGAAAAUUUUAUCUACGUGGAACUAAAUUCCAUUAUACAAGCAACCGCUGAUUUUAUCGGAGAAAUGUAUGAGCGACUGGGCGACGGGGUUAAAUCCAAAUACUACUACGACAUCGGUAAACGUUUCCUGGUCGGAAUAAACGCUCUGUUGUGGAACCCAGAAGAAAAAAUUUGGUUAGACUAUGACCUGACCACUGAAUCGAGUCGUAAUUACUUCUAUCCAUCUAAUCUCGCACCACUGUGGACCGGUAGUUACGACAGAAGGUUUAAAAAGUACUACGGUAGAAUGGCGUUCAAAUAUUUGGUCAAACACGAUAUUUUCAACUCGGACGGAACUACAAAACUGAUUUGUAUACCAACAUCGACAGUUAACACUACCCAACAGUGGGAUUACCCUAAUUGUUGGCCUCCACUUCAAGCCAUGGUAAUUCAUGGUUUAGGAUCCUCUAACUAUGUACUUGCCCAGAAAGGAGCCAUAAACUUGGCCAGGUCGUGGAUUAAUACCAAUUACAAAGGAUUCGUGGAAAGUGGUACAAUGUUUGAAAAAUAUAGUGCUCUUGACGUAGGAACGACAGGCAAUGGUGGUGAAUACGAACCACAAACCGGAUUCGGAUGGACAAACGGAUUUGUGUUCGAAUUAUUCUGGAAGUGGGGAAGCAUAUUUAAAUCUGAAGAUUGAAUUCAGUACUUAUACCAAUUUCAGUGUUCAUAUUAUAUGAGCAUAUACUUAACUACUUUUUUUUUUCAUUUUAACAUUUAAAAAUAAAAUUGCACGCCAUAAGAUGAUAA